GCAUAGAGAAACAAGAACCUACACAGCGCGAGGACCUGCAUCUUCAGCUCCUCCUGUAGUGGUAGAUUCUGUUGUGCGCGGCUUAGCUGAUUAUCGUGCGCGGUGUCUGUUACAGAACGGACGCUUGUUGAACAGCGAAAAUUGCGUUCACUACGUUCCUGAUUUUGUGGGCAACGCUUGUUCGGACGCUUUGUUCGAAUCUCUCAUGAAGACAAUUCGAUGGUCCAAGAACGAUAGGAAUGCGCGCUUAACAGCUUACUUUAAGGCUUUACAAACAGAGAUGAAUGUUGCUAAGAAGAAUAACGAAAAAAGGUUGGGCUCGUCAAAGACCGUGUGCCUUUCUGGCUAUAGAGUGAGUCGAGGUGCGCUAUCCUGUCGUAUCCUAUGUAUCCUAUCCUAUCCUAUCGGAUCCUCUCCUAUCGGAUCCUAUCCUAUCGGAUCCUAUCCUAUGCUAGCGCCUUUGAUUCACAUUUUGUCGGUUCCAUUUCUAAUAAUUUCGGAGGAUCAACAUCGUCUUCUAGUCUCCCAUCAAGCGAUAGGGAGAGGACGAGCACUUCAAGUCUCCUAUCCAGCAGCAAUACCAAUACUAGCAGGGACGAGAGCUCGAGUAAGUCGGAGAGCUCCAAGAUCUCAAGCAAUCGGGAGACCAACAGCGGCAAAGGCUUCUCCCUGUUACCCUGGCCACCAGAGCUUCUGCAGAUCAAGAAACGGGUCGAGGAGUGGUACAAGGUGAAAACAGGAAUACUCUUGCGGUUUACGGUGUGCGUGUGCAAUUUGUACCGAGAUGGCUCAGAACAUAUCGGUUGGCACACUGAUAAAGAGGAAAUACUAUGUUAAGACCCUGCACCUUCUGUUUCUUGUUGUAGAUGUUCUUGAACAAUAUUAUUUUUUCCUUCCUGUUUCAUUUUUAUACACUUGUUCCAGCAUUUCUAAGACCACCUACGUCCUCCGGAAUUUUUUAGGAGUCGUAUUUUCUAUGCAUAUCUUCUUCUUACUACCACUUCAGGAUUAUGAAAAAUGAACAUUAAUUACGUUUGUCUUCUAACUCUGGGCAGCCGAGCCGUCAUGCAAGAUGGAAGGACUUCCUCGUCCUCCAGAUGCGUCGCUGGAUGAUACCGAGACAACUUCAAGAUCCCAUACCACUGCUUUUCCGACAUCAACUUCAAAUUCUAGUACAGCCUCGCCUCCUCAGACAUCAACUUUGUUGAGUCCUCGCACUUCCUCUCCUCCUCUCGCGCCUCCGAUCGCAUCGAUCUCUUUAGGCGCAAGUCGAGACUUUCUACUGCGUAGUGUCACACAACGUGAGGACCGCCUACACCUGCGUCUGCACUCGGGCUCCUUACUGCUGAUGCAAAACGCCUGUCAGCACCAGUACGUACACUUAUGACAAAGUACAAAUAUUUAAAGCGCAUGUCUAUGUCCUGAACUACACCAAUAUACGUACAUUUAUGACAAGAAAGUACACACUCAAAUGAUCCUACAUUAAUAAGCAAAUACUAACCUGUAGUCAGCUGCGCCAGUACACUUAUAAGUAUAACCGUUUCAUUCAUAUGUGAACGACAGUACUUACUUAUGUAGUUGAUCAACAUGUGUAAUCUGCAAGGUUUAGGUUGUUGUAAGCUAAUCUUGACAGGAUGUACCCCCAUGCACUACCCAACAACGCGAGCGCCUCAGUUUGAGGACUUUGGAAAGCUUUACCCCCCGUCGGUGGCUGUUCCCUUGUUUGUUGGUAAGCUCGGUACAGCUUGUGGCAUUACUCAUACCCGUCACAUCGGUAACCGCGGUUUUACUCGAACCCGGCUCGUCCAAGCUGGUGCGGCCUGGCCGCGGUUUGGUGGACCCUCAACCUUAGCCUUAUAACCUUAAUCUCAUGUUACUUCUGCCUCUAACAGCCUGCGUUCCACGGGAGAAAGGGUGCAAAAGUCCACGCCUAAAUCUGACGUUUCGCUGUGUGCCCGAUUGGUACUUGGAUCAGAGGAGGAAGAGUUACUUUUGACCCUUUACAACGUCUCUCUAGUAUGUACCUUGUAGAUGAGAAGAUGACUACUAUUGAUAAAAGAUAUUCCCCUGCUCAUCCGGCGUUUGAUGCAGGAGAAGAUGACUACUAUUGGGUUGAUAAAAGAUAUUCCCCUGCUCAUCGUCCGGCGUUUGAUGCAGCGUGGGACUGACGCUGAUCCCCCACUCUCAUCCAAAAUCUAAAGGCCCAAUUUGAUUCGCACGAAGAUAAGACUCCACUCAGUUGUGACUCCAUCAACAACGAGUAAAAGCAACAUCAAGAUGCUGUAGCUGCGGGCGAG
Amoebophrya sp. A25 is the source of this 2297-nucleotide messenger RNA. The record is from the annotation of a GenBank genome assembly. Lineage: Eukaryota; Dinophyceae; Syndiniales; Amoebophryaceae.